Molecule: messenger RNA, 633 nt
Organism: Vigna angularis (adzuki bean)
Lineage: Eukaryota; Viridiplantae; Streptophyta; Magnoliopsida; Fabales; Fabaceae
Exons: 1
Coding region: 126-500 (124 amino acids)
Source: RefSeq, a predicted model, not a curated record
UUCCAGAAUCCACACUACUCUCGUUUUCACCCGAAUUGAAAUCACUCACUUACUUCACUCCAUCGUUCACCAUCAUCAUCAACAAGAACACUGAACAUUCAUAUAUACCUUUUCCACAAGUUUAUAUGACACAGAAAAUGUGGCCUUUAAGCUCUGAAAAGAACAACAGCAGCAGCACCACAAGCGCCACCACCAACACUGCCGUGGCAACGAAAUCCAUGGUGUCAGCAUGCCACUGUUGUUGUUUGGUGACGAAACUGAUGAGGAAACUGAAGAGACGUGGGCGCACACUGCGACCGAAAAGUGCGAGUCGACAAGGUUCGUUCCAAUGCCGCUAUGAUCCGUUGAGUUAUUCCUUGAACUUUGACUCCACCGGAUGUGGCAGCUUAAUGGAUGAAGAUUACUACAAGUUCUACGCUUUCUCUUCCAGGUUUGUGGCAAAUCCAAGAACAACUUCUUCAUGCCCCGUUCUUCAACUACAAUCAGGGAACUCCCAUUAACCACCACAAUCAAUCUCUUCACCUUUUUCUUUCUCAAACCCUCUUUCCAAUGAUAUAAAGAUGGGUAUUGUUGGGAUCUAAUGUCUACGAGCUUCUUCCGUAACAUAUAUAUUGAAUCUAUCAGUUUUCUUAU